UCACAAACACACGUUGGUUUACUUACUCUAUUAAGUGCUGUCAGGAUAUCAAUCCCACUAGCACGUACAUGCUCAUGUAUGAAAAACAAUGUUUACACUUCUCUUUAAAAAACGAUUUACGACGCAUUCGACGACGACCCCUUAUACGUCUACUCAAACAGGAAGGAAGUGUUUCGCUCCAAACGAACAGCGCAGAAGAGGAAACCUGUCAGGCAAACUGGACACAGUAUGCAGGACGCCGUGACCGCGGCCGUGAGGUUUUCGCUGUACAGCAAUGGCAGCGCGUUCCCCACCGCGAUGGAGAACGUCUCCGUGUUACCUACCUGGGAUCCAGACACAGAAACAAAUGUAACCAAGCCACACAAGUGUCUGCAAGUCCUCUAUGAAGACAUCAGCAACUCCAGGGUGAGGUUCUGGGACCUAUUGCUGCUGGUGCCCAAUGUGGCAUUCUUCAUAUUUCUGUUGUGGAAGCUGCCGUCCGCCAGAGCCAAGAUCCGCCUGGUUUCCAGCCCCAUCUUCAUUACCUUCUAUAUACUGGUGUUCGUUGUGGCAGCAGUCGGAAUCACUCGUGCUAUAGUGUCCAUGACUGUCAGUGCCUCCAGUGCUGCUACCAUUAUUGACAAGGUCCUGUGGGAGAUCACUCGCUUCUUCCUCCUGACGAUCGAGCUGAGCGUCAUCAUCCUGGGGCUGGCCUUCGGGCACCUGGAGAGCAAGUCAAGCAUCAAGCGCGUUUUAGCCAUCACUGCAGUCUUGGCCCUGGUGUACUCCAUCACACAGGGCACUCUGGAGAUCCUGUAUCCCGAUCAGCACCUAUCUGCAGAAGACUUCAACAUCUAUGGCCAUGGGGGGCGCCACUUCUGGCUCGCCAGUUCCUGUUUUUUCUUUCUGGUUUAUUCUCUGAUAGUGAUCCUGCCCAAGACCCCUGUGAGAGAGAGGAUAUCCCUGCCAUCCAAGAAGAGCUUCUACGUGUACGCGGCCAUCCUGUCCGUGCUCAACCUGGUGCAGGGCGUGGGCAGCACCCUGCUGUGCGCGGGGAUCAUCGAGGGGCUCUGCUGCGUGGAUGUGACCACAUUCCUUUACUUCUCCGUGUUUGCGCCUUUGAUCUAUAUCACAUUCCUCAAAGGAUUUUUCGGCUCGGAGCCCAAGAUCAUGUUCUCCUACAAGUCCCAGAUAGACGAGCCCGAUGACACCGACGUGCACCUCCCCCCCACGUACGGCGUGGGCCGGAAGGAGCUGGAGUCGGGGUCCUACUCCAGCACGCAGAUCGACGGGUCUGCUGCCUACCUGGACGACGUGGCGUCCGGGCCCUACACCGUGGGCAGCAUCAACAGCAUCGACAGCGACCGCUGGAGAGCCAUCAAUGCCUAGGGGGGCCAUGGAGGCGAGGGGGGGGAAGGGGGGGGCGGCGGGAGAGGGAGGGGAAGGGGAGGGGCUGUCUGACACGCUGACUCUCGGGAAUUCGGAAGAGGGCCGAGCUUUCGUCAUUUUGGCGGAGGGGCGAGCCCCGACCCGCCUCAUUACGGACCAGACCAGUCCUGAGGUUCGUGCUUUUGCCCAAUCAGCAGCUACAGUAAGCAUCGCUUCCCUAAACAUUUUGAAAACCUUAAAGCUUACAAAUGUAAAAAAAAAAAAAAAAAAAAAAUUAAAACGUACAUACGUUCACACUCACUUCCUGGUGCUGAGUGCCUCCUGGCUUUUAGAUUCGUGACUUGGCAUCGGUCUCUGGGCCUCACCCCGUAGGCCAAACCGCUUCAUCAGAAGACGGCCCCUAAACUGUGCCAUUCGGUCCUGGCUCCGCUGUGCUUUCCUUUUCAUUUAAAAUGAAUGCUGUAUUCAGUGUGAAAUACUGUUAUAGUGUUAGGGAGUGUCAGUGUUGCCGAGUAACAGUAUGGCUCAGUGUCUGUAUUACAUCAGGUCCUCCUGCGUGCGUCAGAUCAGGCUCGGUAGGCCCCGCAGACAGUGGCUCCUCCCACCCGAGCCCGGCCGGCACGCUACUGGGCGUGCCCAGCGCACCACAGACUUCGAGGACAACGGAUUCACGUUCCCUGCUUUUUGUGAAUUUUAGGUUAAUUAUUGUACGUCCAUCUUAUUUAUUUUAGUAACAGCUCAGUUUUGUUUUGGACCAUUUUGACCGGUUUUGAAUGCCUUCACCUUUUUCAUCCAUCAUUGUUAAACAACCAUAAAUGACACGUAAAGCACGUAAUCUCUCCCAGGUCUGGCGCCAAACACACCGGGUGACCACAGCCAUGGAGCCAUGGUCUGAAGUACCAACUGCAGUAGCAGAAUCCCUGAUUUACCAUUAGAUGGUACCAUUAAGUGACUGCCCUGUUCUUCUUCACAGACAUCCAUUAAAUAAUGAACCUUGUUGAAUUUGAUUAAAUAUUUUAUUUUUUGGAAGCAGUUCAUGUGUUGGUCUGUAGGUAUUGGACACCAGUAGGGCCCUGUAUUUUCAUUGACUGGGUUUUUGUUUUUGUAUCCUCUGGUUUAUUUUUCCGUUUGCUACAUGCCUGUUAAAACCACUCUAGCUGAUGACUGUAAACCUUCAUCGGUGAGAAAUGGCAACCAAGCAUAAGGAGUGUGGUGCAGUCCACAGACAUUUCCAUCUGGGUAUCCUUACUGUACGUUUUUAACCAUCUGAUACUAGGGGCUGAAUUGGUGUUUGGCUUUUGGAUUUCGAGCACAUAAUUUGAAACAGGGUGCCAGCAGCUUACAAUAGCAUCAGCAACGGAUUCUUUUCGGACUGUUAGGUUGCCGGUAUGUCUUGUGCUUUAAUCGGAGAGUUGAGAUUCCUCUUCGCUCAUUUGUCCGCAGAGACCGAGUCAUGCGAGUCAGCGACUAACGUGCAGGUGCUCUCUGAAGCAUCAGGCCACGCUGAAGAGCAUAGAAAUGCCCAUACUACAAAUUAUUCUUGUGGACAGAUAUUACACAUUAUAUAGAAAUUAUUUUUCAUACAUCAAGAAAAUGUACACAAAAUGUUUCACCUCAUAGUGUUUGAUAAGUGUUCUUGUUCAGGGCUGUUUAACAGUUUUUCGCACCUUUUUUUUUUUUUUUUUUGCGGAAGUUUUAUGAAGGGUUUCAUUCGUUUAUGGGUAUUGGACGGUGUUAAGCUGGGAAGUAUAUAGCACCACAGAGCCCCUGCUUAUGAAGGGUGAUGGUGGUGCGUUUCUAGGAAGGAGGAAGUGGCAAUAUGCUUGACAUCAGGGAAAGGAAGCUGGAGGUAAACUGGUCCUAAAUAAAUGGUGUAGCAAACACCACCAUUGCUCUCCACAAGAGAUACUGAACUUUACUGGUGUAUUGGAAAUAUAUUUUAUUUGUGUAUUAUUGUAGAAUAUUGAACCAUAAGUGAUGUUGAACAUUCCAUGGGUGAUUAAAAAAGUCAUACUUUUCGAUUCCUGCUUCUGUAAUUUUGUUUCAAAAUUUCCGCCACGGAUGGUUUGUAUUGAAUUGCUGAAAGGUGUGAGAAUUGACUGCUUUGUAUGCCAUUACGUUUUUCUUUAAAACAAAAUAAACUGCUUACAAGA
Anguilla rostrata (American eel) is the source of this 3521-nucleotide messenger RNA. It is a transcript of the gene tpra1, whose product is annotated as transmembrane protein, adipocyte asscociated 1. Gene Ontology annotation, molecular function: G protein-coupled receptor activity. The record is from RefSeq and is a predicted model, not a curated record. Lineage: Eukaryota; Metazoa; Chordata; Actinopteri; Anguilliformes; Anguillidae. The transcript has 11 exons. Gene Ontology annotation, biological process: G protein-coupled receptor signaling pathway. Gene Ontology annotation, cellular component: plasma membrane. Bases 229 to 1368 code for a protein of 379 amino acids.